AUGCUAAGUACACUUAAGAAAAUGUUAAGCAAAAAGAUCGAAGAAAAAGGAACACUGAAAGUACAAAACGAAGCAUUCAAUGAUGUGUCGCUUUGUGCUGAGAAUGAUAAACUGACUUUUAAAGGCUGUAAUCUUUCAGCGUUGCCCAUUUCUGAGCUCUCAGAUAUACAGCCUAGGGACGGAUCAUUCACAUUCAUCUGCGAUAACAAAAAGUUCUGGUUUGAGUCUAAAAAGAAUACAGAGCUGUUUCGAAUACUUAAACAGUUAGUACCAAGUAGGACCAUCUUCAACUCAAAUAGGAUUGUAUAUUAUGUGUAUAACACCGAAAAUAGAAAAUUUGAACUGUAUGAUCAACCCUGUGAAGCUAAGAUUGUGCAUGACUCUGAAUAUUAUCUAAGAAUCGAAGACGAGGCAUCUAUUCAACACUACGAACAGAUCAACACCAACACGCAAUAUUACAUGGAUCAAUCCAAUCACAGCUUUGUCUGGUCUGUCUACAACAAAGGAAUGUUUCAUACCUUUUGCAUUGAGUUUGAGGACCAUAUUAACUUCCUUGAGUUUGUAUCUAAAUACACCGAAUGUUGUUAUAAAUCAGUCAACGAAGGCGAUCAGUUCAAGUAUUUUGAAAACAUGGCAGUUAUGAAUCCCGUGCAAAGUCAACAGGAUACCAAUAUCCCUGAGGACAAAGAGGAGGAGUGGAUGGAGUUCGAAGACGAGAAGCCAAAAGAUACAGAAUUUAAUAGGGACACCAAAGCCAAUGAGCAUCUUGUCAUAGGCAACGAUCUUGUGUUUGUAACACGAGGAUCUUCGCUGGGAGUAUUUGACACUCAGCAAAAUGAUUUAAAAUUCAGAACCCACAUCCAAAAGGUACUGAAUGACCCGCAAAAAAUAAUCACACACAACCAAAACCAAUCUCUUCUAGUCUUGGACAGGGGUCAAAGGGAUAAACUCCAAGUCUUAGAUCUUAACAAGGGCGAAGUGGUUGAAAAAUGGGACAUUAAGGAAGAAAUGAAUGACUAUUUUGACAGCGUGAAAUACAACAAUGAAGGCACAUUGGUGGGAAUGACAGACCACUCGCUAUUUAGAAUCGAUCCAAGGAUGAAGGACAAGGUUGCAGAGAAGAACACAUAUAAAACUAAAAAUGAAUUUUCAUGUGGAAUAGCCACAGAGACAGGUGAUGUGGCAGUUGCAUCCAGAAAGGGCGAUCUUAGACUUUAUAACAAAAUAGACAAGCGGGCCAAGUCUCUUCUUCCUGGAUUUGGUGAUGAAAUUCUUGGAAUUGAUUCCAGUAAAGAUGGCACAAUGAUUCUUUGCACAUGCAAGAACUAUAUUCUUGUUUUCGCUGCGACUUCUGACUAUUCUAAGUCCAUUGGAAAGAACAAGCCGACACCUAAAAGACUCCAGCUAAAGCCCCAGCACCUUAGCUUGAUCAAGGACGAAGUCUCUUUUAUUCCUGCUAAGUUUGAUCAGGAUGACACAAUGAUUGUUACAAGUACUGGUAGAUUUGUGGUCAAGUGGAGAGUGAAGGAUGUUAAAGCGGGCAAUCUGUAUGAUUAUUCUCUCAAGGCACUCUACGAUGUAAUCGUUGAUGAAAACUUUGUAUUCAAAGGCGAGGACAUCAUUGUUGCACUUCCGAAUGAUGUUAAAAAGGUGACAGAGCAGGAGCUGAGAAGACCAAAGUGA
This is a messenger RNA of Vittaforma corneae ATCC 50505, 1683 nucleotides long. RefSeq lists its product as uncharacterized. The record is from RefSeq and is a predicted model, not a curated record. NCBI's taxonomy places the organism in Eukaryota, Fungi, Microsporidia, Nosematidae. The transcript has a single exon. Bases 1 to 1683 code for a protein of 560 amino acids. Gene Ontology annotation, molecular function: protein binding. Gene Ontology annotation, cellular component: cytoplasm; nucleus.